Messenger RNA from Rotaria sp. Silwood1, 249 nucleotides. The record is from the annotation of a GenBank genome assembly. NCBI's taxonomy places the organism in Eukaryota, Metazoa, Rotifera, Eurotatoria, Philodinida, Philodinidae.
AUGGUAAAUUUUACAAACAAAAAAACGAGUUUACCUAUGGAUAGCACAUCAUCAUCCAUAUUAGCUGACACAUAUAUAAAUGAAUAUCAAAAACGUCAUUUAGAUGAAGUCAAUAUUCCAAAUAAAAUUGAGAAAUAUGUUGAUGAUAUUUUAUUUAUUACAAAAGUGAAUGAACAUGUAUUAAAUAAUUAUGUAAAUGAGUUAAAUAAAAUACCUGGUACAGUUAAAUUCACCUCAGAAUUCGAAUAG